Messenger RNA from Rangifer tarandus platyrhynchus (Svalbard reindeer), 1773 nucleotides. Lineage: Eukaryota; Metazoa; Chordata; Mammalia; Artiodactyla; Cervidae. The record is from the annotation of a GenBank genome assembly.
AUGGAGCCCGAGCUGGAGGCCCAGGAGCAGAGCCGGCCGCGGAGGCGAAGCCGCAGGGCCUCGGGUCUCAACGCCGGCGGCGCCGCGGAGCCAGCGGCCGACACCCCCGGGUCCGGCCAGGACGGCAGAUACUCCCUUCGGAGAGGUAGCUCCUUCACAUUUUUAACACCUGGCCCCCAUUGGGAUUUCACUUUGAAAAGAAAACGAAGAGAGAAAGAUGAUGAUGUCGUAAGCCUUAGCAGCCUUGAUCUGAAGGAGCCAAGCAAUAAAAGAGUGCGACCUCUAGCUCGGGUCACAUCCUUGGCAAAUCUGAUCUCUCCUGUAAGAAAUGGAGCUGUCAGGCGGUUUGGUCAAACAUUACAGUCAUUUACCCUUCGUGGUGACAGCAGAUCCCCAGCUUCAGCCCAAAAGUUUUCCAGCAGGUCGACAGUCCCAGUGCCUGCCAAGAGGAGAAGCAGCGCCCUGUGGUCGGAGACGUUAGACGGCAGCAUGAAGCAGUCUCUAACCUCCAGGGAGAUCAGACGUCAAGAGGCAAUCUAUGAAAUGUCCCGAGGGGAACAGGACUUAAUUGAGGACCUCAAACUUGCAAGAAAGGCCUACCACGACCCCAUGUUAAAGCUGUCUAUUAUGUCAGAAGAGGAGCUCACACAUAUAUUUGGUGAUUUGGAUGCUUAUAUACCUCUGCAUGAAGAUUUGUUGGCAAGAAUAGGAGAAGCCACCAAGCCUGGCGGGACAGUGGAGCACGUUGGCCACAUUCUUGUGAACUGGUUGCCGGGCUUGAAUGCCUACAAAGGCUACUGCAGUAACCAGCUGGCAGCCAAGGCUCUUCUGGAUCAGAAGAAACAGGACCCAAGAGUCCAGGACUUUCUCCAACGGUGCCUGGAGUCUCCCUUCAGCCGAAAACUGGAUCUCUGGAGCUUCCUGGAUAUUCCUCGAAGCCGCCUUGUCAAAUACCCUUUACUGUUGAAAGAGAUUCUUAGACAUACUCCCAAAGAUCACCCAGAUGUUCAGCUCCUGCAGGAGGCUAUACUGAUAAUACAAGGAGUUCUCUCUGAUAUCAACGUGAAGAAAGGUGAAUCAGAAUGCCAAUAUUACAUUGACAAGCUGGAGUAUCUGGAUGAAAAGCAGAAGGACCCUAGAAUUGAAGCAAGCAAAGUGUUGCUCUGCCAUGGGGAACUGAAAAAUAAAAACGGACAUAAACUGUACAUUUUCCUAUUUCAAGACAUCUUGGUGUUGACUCGGCCUGUUACUCGAAAUGAGCGUCACUCCUACCAGGUUUACCGGCAGCCCAUCCCUGUCCAGGAGCUAGUCUUGGAAGACCUGCAGGAUGGAGACGUGAGGAUGGGAGGGUCCUUCCGAGGGGCUUUUGGCAACUCAGAUAAAGCUAAAAACAUCUUCCGAGUUCGCUUCCAAGACCCCUCUCCGGGCCAGUCCCACACUCUCCAAGCCAACGACGUGUUCCACAAGCAGCAGUGGUUCAGCUGCAUCCGCACCGCCAUCGCCCCUUUCCGACAGGCCACCAGCCCCUCGGAGUUCCACGAGGAGUGCGGGGAGAACCCCACCACCACCAGCAAUGCUAGGGCCCAGAGACAGGCGUCCACGGCCUCUAGCAUGACUCAGGGCGAAGCUGAUGGAGACACUGCCGAGUGUGGCGCCCUGGUGCAUACAGCAGACAACACUACGGGCGUAAAAGCACCCCGAGCCCAGACCAGCCUCCGCAAAGCCAGGGACAAAGCCCAGGUCGGUGGCAAGCGGAAGGAGACCCUGGUGUAA